This is a messenger RNA of Aquila chrysaetos chrysaetos, 2522 nucleotides long. RefSeq names its product leucine rich repeat containing 42 (gene LRRC42). Bases 839 to 2290 code for a protein of 483 amino acids. Lineage: Eukaryota; Metazoa; Chordata; Aves; Accipitriformes; Accipitridae. The record is from RefSeq and is a predicted model, not a curated record. The transcript has 7 exons. Gene Ontology annotation, molecular function: protein binding.
GCCGGGCCGGCGGCCCCGGCGGGGCGCGGGGAGCGGGACGUUCGCCUCCCUGCCCCACGCUUGCCGGCCGGGGCGGACCGGGGGGCCGGGCGGGGCGGGGACCCUUCCCCCUUGCGCCCCUCGGGGCUGCGCCCGGUCAGGGCGCGCUCACCCCCGGGCAGGGCCCGAUCCCUUCACGGAGCCCCCCCCCGGGCAGGGCCCGACCGACCUCCCGCCCCCUCAGGGCCGGACCCGAUCCCCUCGGCCCCCCUCCUCCCGAUCGCUUCGGCACCCCUUCCCCGGGGUCCCCGUCCCCCCCCCCCCCAGGCAGGGCCCGAUCUCCUCCCGCCCCGCAGGACCUGACCCCCCCCCGGUUCUUCAGGGCAGGAGCUGACAGGACCGGAGCCCGUCCCUCCCCUGCCCCCCGCCACAGCAGGGUCGGUGCCCUCCAGCCCCCCCCCCCCCCCCCCCCGCCAGGACCCCUGCUCACAAACCAGAGCCCCCCGGCACCGGCUGGGCUAGGCUGGGGAAGGGUCUCCAGGAGCCUGCCCCCCCCCCCCGGGGGGGAGGGAGAUUCUCCAGCAGGCUCCAUUGCCCUGCUGCAGUCAGCCAUUUGCCCUCCUCUUCCUCCCUUCCCUCCCCCUCCUCGCCUGCAGCAGAGCAGGCCAAGCUGUGGGGGCCCCUUCCCACCCAGCCCCCAGACCCCUUCCCGCUGCCGGUGCCUGUGCAGGACCAGCAUCCAGCCCCAGGCCACCGAUAAGCGCCUGGCACAGAGUGGCGGGGCCCUGCCAGAGCGAAGGCUCUUCUCCUCUCCGUCAGCCCCGUGUUCAGUUCCCACUUGACCCGUGUUGGCGGUUUGAUGGCAGGCGGCACACACCCCUGUUCCACGCAGCCUGUCCUUCCUUGCGCUGCGGGGUUACGUGGCCGUGCUCGGGGCGUUGAGGAGAGCCGCCAGGCUUUGGGGUCUUUCCUGAGCAGUGUUUUCCUCUGUGGCUAUUCUUUACCCGUCUACGGUUUGUUUUUGCAGAACUGGACGAGGGGAAUGUCUUACUGUCUCCACUCAGAAAGCCAUUUGGAUACCGGGCCAAUAUAUGUGCGUGAAAAUGGGAAGCUGCACGUGGUAAAUCAGGGUGCAGGCGGCAUACAGAAUGUCACUCCCAAAACAAGACCUUUUAGGCUGUUUUCCAGAGGAUUUUCGGUGGAGCUUUGUAUGAACAGGGAGGACGAUAGGGCAAGGAGGCAGAGGACUGAUCAUUUCAUCUUCACGUACACUAAGGAGGGGAACCUCCGGUACUCGGCCAAGUCUCUCUUCAGCCUAGUGCUGGGUUACAUUUCUGACAAUGUUGAUCACAUUGACUCGUUGAUUGGUUUCCCAGAGCAGAUUGCUGAAAAGCUCUUUUCAGCUGCAGAAGCAAGACAAAAGUUCACAGAACCAGUAACGGGACUGAGAGCUCUACAGAAGUUUACUGAAGCAUAUGGCAAUUUGGUGCUAUGUUCGUUAUGCUUGCGGAAUAGAUACCUGGUUAUCUCUGAAAAGCUAGAAGAAAUUAAGUCUUUCCGGGAGCUGACAUGUUUGGAUCUCUCCUAUUGUAAACUUGGAGAUGAACAUGAACUGCUGGAACACCUCACCAAAGAGGCUUUGUCUAGCGUAAAACGGCUUCUCCUGAAAGACAACUCUUUAUCAGAUGCAGGCCUUCGCAGAAUGACAGCACCAGUACGAGUAUUGAAAAAGGGACUUGAGAAUCUUUUGGUAUUAGACUUGUCUUGUAACCCUAAAAUCACAGAUGUGGGAAUUGGAUACCUUCUUUCUUUCAAGAAAUUGAAUUGUUUGGACAUUUCUGGGACAGGUCUCAAGGACGUUAAUGCUGUCAUUAAGCGGCUCCAAAUGCAGAUAGGCCUGGUUCACUCAAAAGUGCCUCUGAAAGAAUUUGAUCAUAGUAACUGCAAAACAGAGGGAUGGGCAGAACAGACAGUUUUGCAGUGGGAGCAGGCAGUUAUGGAGGCCAUCAAGCCACAAGACAACUUGAGAUCCAGAACAGCAGCUCUGCACUUCUAUGGCAAGACACGCAGAAUAGAGGAAGUAGUCAAAUGCAAGCUGGUGGAGACAGAAACAAAAGCAUCUGGAAACUUGCAGUUUUAUAAGGAAAAAGUUCAAAAUUGCCAUUUACCUUUGAAAAAGGAGGUAGCAGGCAGCCAUGAAUUAAAGAACAAUAAAAAAAGAGCUUUGGCUGAACAAGAGAGAGAAAGGACUUCCAAACAGAAGCAUCUGUGCCUCACUGUGGAGGACUGGGAUUUGUUAAAUACCUACUGAGUCAGAAAGAAGUGGGUCUUUUGUUUGUUGUUUUCUUGCUGGUGACAGAAUUUAGACAUACUGAGAGGGAGUAACAAAGGAGACCAGUAUUGUUAAAUCUGGUUGCUGUGACAUGCUUGUGGGUUAACCUACGCUUGGGGAGGGAUAGAGUCAAGGAGGAGGUUGAUGAUACUACUGUAUAUUUUCAAUACAUAAUAAUUUUUUCAAAUAAAGUUUUUGUUGUCAUCCUUAA